Messenger RNA from Prunus armeniaca (apricot), 1173 nucleotides. Lineage: Eukaryota; Viridiplantae; Streptophyta; Magnoliopsida; Rosales; Rosaceae. The record is from the annotation of a GenBank genome assembly.
AUGUCAUCGCACGAGCAAGCCCUAAUCUCCCUGGUUUCCCAACUCGCCCUCUCCUUCGACGGCGCCAUUUUGGGCGUAGCCCUAGCGUACGCCGCCGUGCGCACCGUCCUCAAGCUCAACUCGGUCUCCUCGGCCCUUCGAAAACUCCAUAACGCUCCCUCUGUCGAAGUCUCCGAUCUCCGCUCAAUCCUCUCCCUCGAUCACUCCGACGAAUCGCAGCCGUCCGAUGCAAAGCUCGUCGUUGUACGCGGCACCGUUGAAGCCAAAUCCGCCGUCGACGGCAACUGGAAUAUCCUCAACUCCGGCGUGCUCGUUUCCCAGGGUACAAAGGAAAGAGCCGUGGUUCUUCAGAGAACUCAAACGUGCGUUUAUAAUGAGUGGAAAGGUUUCGUGGGAUGGCCGUCGGAUUUGAGAGCUAUAUUCUCUCGGUCUUGGAGGGAGCGAGAAUCGAAGGUUUUCAGAACGGUUCCGUUCAUUCUUGCUGAAGGUGGCCGAAGACCGAUUUCGGAGUUUGUUGCUGUGGAUAUGGAUGGAUCGAGUCAUCCCCUACCUCUUACCACAGUUUAUCAUCAUCUGCAUCCUGUUAAUCCUUCUCCGUACACAUUCCUGGAGGCACUUUUUGGCCAUCGGUACCCAGUUGGUUUGCUAGAUGAAGAGAAGAUUCUUCCAUUGGGAAAGGAAAUUAGUGCUGUUGGUCUCUGCAGUGUUAAAGACGGAGUACUGGAAAUCAAGUCUUGCAAAGAUUUUCCCUAUUUUCUCUCUGAGAUGCCUAAGGAUCAGAUGGUGGUAGAUCUUACAUCACGCACAAAAGUACUAUUCUGGAGUGGGAUUUUCCUUGGUUCAGUGUCAAUUGGAGUCCUUGCCUAUGCUGUUACCAGGAAUUGGAAUAGAUGGAAAGUGUGGAGGCAGCAAAGGGAGUCACAGCGAUCAAUCCGUGCCAGCAAUGCUGAAGCCCAAAUUCAACAGGAAGAAGAAGAAGAGGAUGCAGGAGAUGUUCCAGAUGGACAGUUGUGUGUCAUAUGUCUGAUGAGGAGAAGGCGAUCGGCAUUCAUUCCUUGCGGGCAUCUAGUUUGUUGCCAACUCUGCAGCAUAUCAAUUGAACGGGAUGUAGCACCAAAGUGCCCUGUUUGUCGCCAGCAAAUACGCACUUCAGUCCGGAUAUAUGAUUCUUAA